Molecule: messenger RNA, 4855 nt
Organism: Linum trigynum
Lineage: Eukaryota; Viridiplantae; Streptophyta; Magnoliopsida; Malpighiales; Linaceae
Source: the annotation of a GenBank genome assembly
CAACAAAUAUCAUCAACUUUUAACUAUUAAAUUCAUGAAAUGAAUAAUAAAUUAAUUUUUAUUAAUUAAAUUAACUGAAAUGAUGUCAUUUUGCUUAAAAUGCGUAAGUCGAUCAUACCAAUCAUACCAGUAGUGUCAUACCGGUUUCAUGACCGGCACAGGUUGAACCAGGUUCAACCGAUUGGCAUGUCACUAGCAUGACAACCAUGAAUUUCCAUAUAAUUAGCUAAUAGAUAAAGAGCAAAAGAGUAGCCCAAAGGGGGCCCAAGUAAGGUAGAGUCUAACAUCGUUGGACUUUGAAAGCUACUGACAUUCCCAACACACAUCCCUAAGCCCAUGGCCUCCAUUCCCAAUGGGCCCUAAAAGAUGUCUAUGGCUUUUCGGUUUAUUAGUCGGUUUCAAUUUAUUGGGCCUCUAUUCCACUUCACAAUAUCCCCAAAUUGUGCUGUUCUUGCUUCUCGUCCCAUAUUCCCACCCACCACAGAUAAUAAUAAUUGAUUAGUGAACAAAUCGUCUAGAGCUAGUGCAAAUAUGUCAUCACGAUCACAAGAUAUCUUCUCAAUUAUUUAUCCAAUUUUUGUUUAUUAAACUACAAUACCUGGCUGGGCCCAUCAGACUAUUAAAGUAAGAAAGCCCACUUGCACAUCUAAUCUAUUACCCAAACCCAAUCCAACCGAAUAUCUAAUUCCACUCACAAUCCCAAAACCAAUAAACAAUUCAACAGGCGGUCACCAUCCCUCAUUCCGUCCCUUUCAAGCUCCUAACUCCGUCUAAUAACCGAGCAAUUAUCCGGCCAGUGCACCUUCCACCCAGCUACCACCAGUCCACCACCAUCGUCCUUUUCCCGCGGAAAGCGCCAACUAACGCCGUGAAUUCCAGCGGCAGAAAAGAGGGAAAAAAAAAACAAACAAACGCCAUAAUUCUUAUCAACGGCGUGACCUCGUCAUUAUCGGAGAAGAUUCCAAUUCCGAGACGGAAACCAACGGCAACCAAACAAUCCCUUGCCGUGUCAACUAGGCCAGAGAAAGAGACGCCGACGAUCACGUCAUUCCAUACACGUGUCGGAUUUGUAAUGGCUCGUCCAUGACCAAGGCGGUCCUUCCUCAUCUAUAAAUCGGUUCCCAAUCCCUCCUUCUAUCUUCACAACUCAUUCAUAACACCGAUCUCUCUUAUCAAAUCUUCGAUUCAGAGCUUUCUUUCUCUCAGUUCCUCUCAAGGUAUCAUCUCAGCUUCCUCUUUCCUGUUUUUGUUCUUCCUGCUCUAUAAUCUCGAUUGUAUUUGGAUUGUACGAUUAAAAUCUCUGGGUUAGGGUUUGUUUAUAUCUCUAUAUUGGUUGGUGAUUCGCCUGGAGAUUGUUUCGAUCUAGGACUAGGAGUUAGGGUUUCUCUAAUUCAUAGUACUGUAAAGUAGAUCGUCAGAAGUCUUGUUGCUCAAGGGUCUAGAUUGUUGAAUUGGUGUAUCGUCGAUUCAGGUAAUUUUGAUCGGGUUUUGCUGAAUUGCGAUUCUUUGAUUCUGUGAUAUCCAGAUGCAGAUCUUUGUUAAGACGCUCACCGGAAAGACCAUCACUCUCGAGGUCGAGAGCAGCGAUACCAUCGACAACGUCAAGGCAAAAAUCCAGGACAAGGAGGGGAUCCCUCCGGACCAGCAGAGGCUGAUCUUCGCCGGCAAGCAGCUGGAAGACGGAAGGACCUUGGCUGACUACAACAUCCAGAAGGAGUCGACCCUUCACCUGGUUCUCCGUCUGCGUGGAGGCAUGCAGAUCUUCGUCAAGACCUUGACCGGAAAGACCAUUACUUUGGAGGUCGAGAGCUCCGACACCAUAGAUAACGUCAAGGCGAAGAUCCAGGACAAGGAGGGAAUCCCUCCGGAUCAGCAGAGGCUCAUCUUCGCUGGAAAGCAGCUCGAGGACGGAAGGACUCUUGCUGACUACAACAUCCAGAAGGAGUCAACUCUCCAUCUUGUGCUGAGGUUGAGGGGAGGUAUGCAGAUCUUCGUCAAGACCCUGACUGGAAAGACCAUCACUUUGGAGGUUGAGAGCUCCGACACCAUUGACAAUGUUAAGGCAAAGAUCCAGGACAAGGAGGGCAUUCCCCCGGAUCAGCAGAGGCUUAUCUUCGCCGGUAAGCAGCUGGAGGAUGGAAGGACCCUUGCUGACUACAACAUUCAGAAGGAGUCAACCCUCCACCUUGUGCUGAGGUUGAGGGGAGGUAUGCAGAUCUUCGUCAAGACCCUGACUGGAAAGACCAUCACUUUGGAGGUUGAGAGCUCCGACACCAUUGACAAUGUUAAGGCAAAGAUCCAGGACAAGGAGGGCAUUCCCCCGGAUCAGCAGAGGCUUAUCUUCGCCGGUAAGCAGCUGGAGGAUGGAAGGACCCUCGCUGACUACAACAUUCAGAAGGAGUCAACCCUCCACCUUGUCUUGAGGCUCCGGGGAGGUAUGCAGAUCUUUGUGAAGACUCUGACUGGGAAGACCAUCACCCUCGAGGUCGAGAGCUCUGACACCAUCGACAAUGUCAAGGCCAAGAUCCAGGAUAAGGAAGGCAUUCCCCCAGACCAGCAGAGGCUGAUCUUUGCCGGCAAGCAGCUGGAGGAUGGGAGGACCCUUGCUGACUACAACAUUCAGAAGGAGUCAACCCUCCACCUUGUCCUCAGGCUUAGGGGAGGUAUGCAGAUCUUCGUGAAGACCCUUACUGGAAAGACCAUCACUUUGGAGGUCGAGAGCAGUGAUACCAUUGAUAACGUGAAGGCUAAGAUCCAAGAUAAGGAGGGUAUCCCACCAGACCAGCAGAGGUUGAUCUUUGCAGGGAAGCAGUUGGAGGAUGGAAGGACCCUUGCGGAUUACAACAUCCAGAAGGAGUCCACUCUCCACCUUGUCCUGCGUCUUCGUGGUGGCUUCUAAGUGGUGUUGAUUCACUGGUCUGUGGAAGGAGGUUGUUGAAUGAAUGUUUCGAAGUUCCUGGGUUGGAUCUGUUUCAAGUUUUUCUCUUUCAGUAAUGUGUUGGCCAUUGUGGCCGUGUGAACUAUGUCUUUCAUUUAUGUUGUUGGAUGAGGUUGCCCAAUGGCUCCUCUGUUAAAGUCUUCAUCUUUCGGUACUGUGUUGGCCAUGGUGGCCUUGUGAACUUUGUCUUUUCUUUCUGUUGUUGUUGAAUAAAAUGCCCUUGUUGUAUCAAGGGAUGUUUCAUUAUCUGGUGUUGGUAGUUCUUAAUUCUUAUGGGAUGAUGGUUGCAAGAUGUUUGUUUUAAGUUUGCUGCGAUGACUGGGGUGGCCUUUGCAGAGUUCUGUCUCUUUUUAGGCCGUGGAGGGUGGAUUUUCAUCCGAUUGAAAAGCAAAGCUUGAAACUGUGUUCCGAGUCUGGUGAAAUUUAGUACCUGUUUUGGUUUACUGGUCUGCUUGUGUAGCGUUUUGGUUUGGCAAAGUUCGAACCUCGUAUCUGCUUCAGUGAGUUCUCUCAUUAAGACUGACAUUCAUCAGCGGCAUACAAAUGGGGUUUCUAGUUCAUAUGAGUAGCAAUUAGUGUACCAAUCUAACGCUCUGGUAACUGGUAAGCCAACUUAAUCAACAAUUUGAAGUGGUACUUGCUUCCUUGGUGGAUUAUCGGCGUGAAACCUUACUUGAAUUUCAAAAGAUUUAACGCGAAAAUGUGAAUCACUAUAGUUUUUAACUUGACGAAGCUAUAAGAGAAUGUAAACGAGAUUCAAAUCGCCCUUGAACUGCAUCAAUGAAAAAACUAACCAACUACGAACGUUAAGAGCUAUAAUUUCUCGAAUAAGUCAAUCACCUCAACCUGGCAAAAAAAGCAUCAUUUUUCAGUUUCUGAUGUUACAAAACGUUAGAUUGUACUUACUUCUUUCCCUGUAUGAACAUCACAAAUAUACUACUCGUGCAAUUAAAAAUAGUUGCUUCGAGCUGGUGCAAGCAUGGCAUAUCGCUAAGAAUAUAUCUUAUAGGUCAUCUAUAAGUUCAUGCGCCAUUGUUUUUUCCCCCUCAACAAGGAGCUACCUAAACCCACCAAAACCAGGAACUCCUAAUCUACCCCCAACACCCCCACUUGUCAAUAUCAUAAUUAGAUACUAAAUUACAAGGAAUCUACUUUGUUGGUUCCUGCGUGUGAGCUGUGUUGUUAGCCUGAACGUUUCGACGAUUUCAAUAGUUGUCCUUAUGUGAACUCUACUAUCGAUAUAAUUAAAGUAGAUAUCUUACCAAAUAAACUCACGAUUAGCUUAGGGCUGUCCAUUUGGUUUUGGUUUUUUGGUUUUAACCGAAACCAAACCAAUUGUAAAGCUAAUGGUUUCAGUUUUUUGGUUUUAAACCAAUAAGCAACUUAAUGGUUUUGGUUUGGUUAAAACCGAAAAACCAAUAGAAACCAUUAAGAAACCAAUAAGAAUAAAAUUAUUUAUCAACAAAUAUUUUUUUGUUUGGUUUCUUUUGACACGCAUGCCAACCAAUAAUUUGUAAUGGCCAUUUACCAUUAUUAUGACGUCUGUUCAAUAAAAAUGAAGGAAAUAUGGUUUUUUGGUUAUCCAAACCAAAACCAAAACCAUUAAGGUCCUUAUUGGUUUUGGUUUUUGGUUUUUCAUACUUAAUGGUUUGGUUAACCAAACCAAACCAAAUUGAAAGCCCUAGUUAUGCUACACGUUAACCAUGGACGAGUCAGUGGGAUAUCUUGGACGAGUUGGUACUACUCUUUAUUCUCAUGAGAUAAAAGUUGACGCGAAGACUCUUGGAAGGUCUCAAAUUAGCUCAAAGAUAUGGAUCCGAGUGUGUUGUUCCCAAAGUACUGUCAGUCUGUUGGCCUUAUGGCGUUUAUUCUCGGAAGUAUCCCACAAAUCAAAGUCAAUAAAAUUUCCAGAAAACA